UUCAUUGGGGGUGUGUCUGUGGACCAGACUCGUUUCGGAGAAUUCCACUGCUUAUCAGUGACCCUGGACGGAUUAAAUUGUGGCCGAAUGCUACAAGUUCCUCAAAUACCUAUAGAAUGAUAGGUUUCUUCUUUUUUGUAGAAUUUCUAUGGAAACAUGUUAAGACCUCAAAGGACUGAAGAAUAUGAUCUAAGUCAAGCUAUUUUAAAGGAAUUAGAAAAUUCUCCAAACCAUGAGAAGAAAACUUUAGAUAUAGCCAAAUGUUUGGGCUUCAGAACAAAAAAAGAUGUUAACCGUACAUUAUAUCAGCUAGAAAAGCAAGGUAAAAUUAUCAAGACUGUUGAGAGUCCUCCAGUGUGGAAACUACUUAAGAAUGACCAGGUUUCCGAAGUGCCUACCAGGAAACAGUUUACAGUCCCUUUGCCACCACACGAACUUCUUAAAGUAGACUCAGCAUUUCAACAGUUAAUAGUUUCGAGCAACUCUUCUGAAGUUAAACAAUCUAAUGAGGAUAAAAAUUUUCACAGUCUUUGCCAAACAACAAAGUUACAAAACAUAUUAGUUCCUCUCCAGUAGGAAGAGGAAGAGGUAUAUUAUGCUGGACAAACAUUUCACAACCAAAUGUAAAACCACCAGAGAAAACUACCUAUGGUGACCCCAGGAGUUUGGUGGGAAAAUUGCAGGUGGAAAAACCAUAUCCUUCCUCUGUUAGUUGUAAAGUUGAUCAGGUGUCAAGUGAUCCAGCUGUAAUGUUGAACAGUGCCAGUUUUAGUGUCUUGGUAAAAAAUCCUAUCAGUGCUUUCCAUGAGUAUGGACAGGGAAAAAAAGUUGAAGCUAAAGUUGAUAUAAUUCUGUCUGAGGGACCACAUCAUAAUCCCAGAUUCCAAGCAGCAGCAAUAUUAGACAACGUGAUCAUAGCAGUAGCUUGGGACAAAACAAAAAAGGAUGCUAGAACUCGUGCUGCCGAGUUAGCCAUGCGUAGCUUGGUAGCAAACCAAAACAAAUCAGCAGAGGUACAAGAUUUAUCAGCUCUUUCAGAAAAUAGUUCCCUUUUUGAUGUUGUUGCGUCUUUAAGUCAUCAUAUCUUCAAUAUUGAAGUUCUGAAGGUUCCUGAGUAUCUUGGUGGAAGGAAAAUUUUGGCUGCCCUAGUGAUGAAAACAGGACAAGAGAGACAUGGAAAAGUUCUUUGUUUAGGAACUGGUAACAGAUGCAUAUCUGGAGAGCACAUUAGACAAGACGGUACAGUCCUAAAUGAUUCUCAUGCUGAAGUAAUCACCAGAAGAAGUUUCUUGAGGUUUCUCUACCAACAACUGAUGGAUUACUAUUCAGGAAAACAAGACACCAUUAUUGAACCUGCUGCAUUUGAUGAGAAACUCCAAAUAAAACCAAACAUUACUUUUCAUUUGUAUGUUUCUACAGCUCCUUGUGGUGAUGCAGCUAUCUUUGCUCAUAACUCAACAUCUGAUGAUGAAGCAACAGCAAAUCCUUCAGCAAGUGGCCAUAACCCUUUGUUUGCUAAUAAUGUUCAAGGAUUAUUAAGAACAAAAAUGGAAGCAGGAGAAGGAACAAUACCAGUUGAAGAUUCUUGUGCAGUCCAGGCUUGGGAUGCUGUCAAACAAGGAAAUAGGUUGAGAACCAUGUCCUGUAGUGAUAAGAUUGCUGCUUGGAAUGUCCUUGGAAUCCAGGGGGCCCUUUUGAGUCAUUUCAUUCAUCCAGUUUAUCUCAAUUCUAUCACAUUAGGUGCACUGUAUCAUCAUGGCCAUCUUUCUAGAGCUGUGUGCUGCCGUCUGGAAGGAAAGACUGAGUUUGGGCACUUUUUACCAGCUGGCUACACACUAAACCACCCACAGCUAGGACGUGUAUCCAUUUAUAAAGCUCCUCGUGAAACUGAGAAAACAAAACCUUUUGGAAUCAACUGGUGUUGUGGAGAUAGCAAACCAGAAGUUACUAAUGCAUUAACAGGAAUGUGUAAUGACAAGGCUGAAAGUUACCAACAAUCAAGACUGUGUAAAGCCAGUUUGUUUGAAUGUUUCAAAAAAUUGUGUAACUUGAGUAAGAGGGAGGAGCUUCUAAAGCAGAGCUAUCGAACUAGCAAACUAAAUGCAUAUGACUACCAGCAGGCUAAACAGAGGCUCUAUGCAAGGUUUGAAGAGUUGGGAAGGGGUACCUGGCUGAAGAAACCCCUGGAAGAAGAAGAGUUCUUCUGAAAAAUUGCAAAAGGAGCAUUGCUUUGUAUUUCAUGAAGAAAAGUGAAUUUAGAAUCAAACAAUAGAAACUUCAAUUAGAAAAGUAGUUAAGAAUUGAUAUUAGUAUAGUUUGCAUUGACUUAACUCACAGUGGUUAAUAACAGAAUACACGAUAUAGUUAAUGUUAACUAUUUGUAUAAUUCUAGUCGAAUAUUAAUACUGAAAAUAUAUUAUAGACAAUAUUUAAUUGAUACUUAUUAAUUAAACUUCAACAUUUUAAACCAAUUUUCUUGAAAGGAGAAUUCAAAUUUUUUUUUAUAAUCUUUAAAAAAAUAUUGAUGUUACGAAAAAUGAAACUGUACAUUCAUUGUUUUCAAUAUGUUUUAUAUGUGGAUAUCAGUGUAUAUAUAUAUAUAGUUGGACCUUAUCUGUCUUAACACUUUCGAGUACAUGCUGAAGGAUUUAAAAUAAUGUAAAAACUUACUUAAACAGUUUUACAAUAUUAGUCAAAUAACAAAUGUUUAUUUUUACAAGGACUGAACUUUUUUAAUUAUUAAGAGUUAGAAUAUAGAUCAAAAAGAUUGGUUUUUGAAGAAAUAAAAUCUUUACUAAAACAUUUUUUUUAUAGUGAAUGAAAAAUAAGACUUUAAACAUAGGUAGGUAGGCUGUAUGUUGCUAAGGGUGGAACAGUGGUUGAACAAUUUCUAAUAUGAGCAAGAAUAAUUUUUUUAUUAAAUUGCUGCAAAUAUGUAAAACGUUUGGAUUUUGAAUUCCUUUUUGUUUAUUUGUUUUUAACCUUCAAAAAAUAGUUAGUUUAUUGAUUCCAUUUGGGAUAGAAAUACAGUGAUAAAAGUACGUGGUUUUUGAAUGUUUGUUCUGUUUAGAACAGUAAACAUGUAAUUGUGCAUAUUUUUUCCAUAUCUUUAAUGCUUUGUUUCAUGUAAGAUAUGUUGAUGUCAAUCAUUUUCCCUAAAUUGAUAAGCUACAAACAAGCUUGUCUUGGUGUUUGCAAGAAAAGGCCAAAACAUCAAAAAAACAGUUGUAGAUAUUUUUAUAGUGCUUUUUGUUGUUGUUGAGAUAUAAGAAUAAUUUAGAACUGGAUGUUUCUGUAGCGUUUUAUUGUAUUUUUUGUUUAAUACAAGUUAGAUAGCCAUUUUGUAUUCAGAUUCUUUUUUCAUUUUUCAGUAAAUGUUAUUUACCACCUACUUUUGUUUGUCUUUGAAACAAAAAGUAUAAAAAAUGAGAACUGUUGAACUGAAUUUCUGUCAAACAUGUUUUAGUGGAAAUGAAUGAAUGAUAAUACAACAAAUUACAAAAGCAUGAAGUACUGUAAUUUUGGAUACUAUGAAUGUGUAAUCAUUUUCAAACCAACAUUCUGUAAGUCUGUUGGGUUUUGUUAUGUCCAGGUUUGACAGAUUGUCUUUCAUGAUUGGUUGUUUUCUUUUAUACAUUUAAGUUGUUACAAAGGUAAGAGAGAUUAUUACUUGCUCUGAUUGAGUGAAGAAAACUAAUAUUGUAGUUUAUUUUUAAAAUAAAUACCUUCUUAACAUUUCAUGUAAGAGAACUUUUAGUCACUCAAGUUAAAUUAGUCAGUGGUAUUUUUUUGAGUUUGUUAUUAUUAUUAUAGCUAUGAAACUACAGUGAUUUUUGUAAUGUUUGUAUGUUACAUUGAAACUUUGACGUGAUUUUAAAAAUACGUGAUUACGAAGUUUGUUUCACAACUAUUUUGAAAGAACCAAAUAUGAGAUUUAUCAGUUUUAAUUCUUGUAUUUUAGGUGAAGUUAUAAAGCAGAUCAGUUUGGAUCUUAACUUUCAUA
This is a messenger RNA of Limulus polyphemus (Atlantic horseshoe crab), 4003 nucleotides long. Its product is annotated as double-stranded RNA-specific adenosine deaminase-like. The record is from RefSeq and is a predicted model, not a curated record. Gene Ontology annotation, biological process: adenosine to inosine editing; RNA processing. Gene Ontology annotation, cellular component: cytoplasm; nucleolus. The coding region runs from base 750 to 2207 and encodes 485 amino acids. Gene Ontology annotation, molecular function: tRNA-specific adenosine deaminase activity; double-stranded RNA adenosine deaminase activity; double-stranded RNA binding. The transcript is spliced from 10 exons. Lineage: Eukaryota; Metazoa; Arthropoda; Merostomata; Xiphosura; Limulidae.